This is a messenger RNA of Cyclocybe aegerita, 3012 nucleotides long. Lineage: Eukaryota; Fungi; Basidiomycota; Agaricomycetes; Agaricales; Hemipholiotaceae. The record is from the annotation of a GenBank genome assembly.
AUGGCAGAGUCCUCGCAACGUCAGCCGCUCAUGGGCGACCCCAUGAUGAAGGAAUUACCGAUUGACACCCCGCUGUCCGAAAAGUGCGAGCUGAGAAUAGAGGGGAUGACCUGUGGGGCUUGCGUUGAGUCCAUCGAGGGGAUGCUCAGAGACCAGAAGGGCAUUCACUCUAUCAAGGUCGCCCUGCUCGCAGAGCGGGCGUCCGUCGAGUAUGACCCUCAAUAUUGGGAUGUUGUGAAGCUCAUUAGCGAAAUAUCCGAUAUCGGCUUCGAUGCAACCCUGAUACCACCAGCACGGGCGGAUGUCGUGCAGCUGCGAAUAUACGGCAUGACCUGCUCGUCGUGUACGAGUACCGUUGAGGCAGGCCUCUCAGCCGUACCAGGCAUCACGAAGGUUGCCGUAUCGCUGGCCACGGAGACGUGCACAGUCAACUUCGAUCGGUCCGUUGUCAUGCCGCGCGAAAUGGUUCAGCACAUAGAAGACAUGGGUUUCGAUGCCAUCCUAUCCGAUCAACAGGACGCUACGCAGCUACAAUCUCUCACCCGCAUGAAAGAGGUCAUGGAAUGGAAGUUACGCUUUAUCUGGAGUCUGACCUUCGCCAUCCCGGUCUUCUUCCUCCACAUGAUCGGCCCCAAGAUACCAGGCGUUAAACACUUCCUCGGAUGUCGUAUCUUCAAUGCGGUGUACCUCGGAGAUGUCCUUGCAUUUAUCAUCACAACGCCCGCCCAGUUCUGGAUAGGUUCCAAAUUCUAUACUAAUUCCUAUAAAUCCCUCAAGCAUCGUUCUGCAACAAUGGACGUCCUUAUUGUCCUAGGAACAUCUGCCGCCUAUUUUUAUUCUGUAUUCGCCCUAUUUUUUGCCAUGUUCAACACUACACCCGACUUCCGCCCUCAUCUCUUUUUCGAGACGAGCACUAUGUUACUCAUGUUCGUUUCUCUUGGUCGAUACCUCGAGAACAAGGCCAAGGGCAAGACCAGCGCUGCUUUGACAGACCUUAUGGCUCUCGCACCAUCCAUGGCGACAAUCUACACUGACCCGUCUUGCACACAGGAAAGGAAAAUCGCCACUGAACUCGUCGAGGUUGGUGACAUUGUCAAGCUUGUUCCGGGAGAUAAGAUACCUGCGGAUGGUAUUAUUGUGAAAGGCUCAUCCAGCGUUGACGAGAGCGCUGUCACCGGAGAGGCAUUACCAAUCACGAAGUUGGUUGGAGACCAAGUCAUUGGUGGAACCGUCAAUGGACUCGGAACGUUUGAUAUGGUCGUGACACGUGCAGGCAAGGAUACCGCCCUUUCCCAGAUCGUGCGCCUCGUCGAAGAGGCACAAACAUCGAAAGCGCCCAUUCAGGCAUUCGCAGAUAGGGUCGCUGGCUACUUCGUCCCAACCGUCAUCUCCCUCGCUGGCAUAACUUUUGUUGCAUGGCUUCUCAUUUCAACGUUUGUCGACUCCGAGAACCUUCCCGCCAUGUUCCAUAUGCACGGCACCAGCAAGCUCGGUGUAUGCCUCCAGAUGUGCAUCAGCGUCAUUGUCGUUGCGUGCCCAUGUGCACUCGGUCUAGCUACCCCCACUGCCAUCAUGGUAGGCACAGGUAUGGGCGCAAAAAACGGCAUCCUCAUCAAGGGCGGUAGGGCGCUCGAAGCAAGCAAGAGCAUCAAGAGGAUCGUGCUGGACAAGACAGGCACGGUCACACUCGGCAAACUCACAGUUGCAGGCAUGCAUUGGGUUCCAGCGGCGUCAUCGAGCCUUCUCCCGACCGAAGAGCCUUACGGAGGCGACACCGACCUGAACGGGUUUUGCGCGGACGGCAAGACUGAGAGACGCGAGAUCAUCGCCAUGGUCAGCGCCACUGAGGCUCGUUCGGAGCAUCCCCUGGCCAAAGCCAUCGCGACGUACGGCAAGGAGCUCCUCGGCUCCUCAGGACCACAAGCAGAAGUUCUUUCGUUCGAGAGCGUCACUGGGCAAGGUGUCAAGGCAGAGAUCAAGUGCCGGGGCCGAACUCACACCCUCCUCAUCGGGAAUGCGCAGUUCGCCACCCGUAGCGCCUCUGGGACAACCGACGCCGAGACAGCCGCGCACCAAUACAUCCCGCCCGGGCUCGCGGUAUACGAGAAGCAGGAGACCAAGAUCGGCCGGACGGUUAUCUUCGUCGCUCUCCUCUCGGACAAGAGCAAGACCUACCCACACCCGCAGCCCCUUCUUGCUGUCUCGCUCGCCGAUGCGCCAAAGCCGAGCAGUCGACAGGCGAUUCGGGCUCUGCAGAAUAUGGGGAUUGAGGUAAAUAUGAUGACGGGUGAUGGGAAGGCGACGGCAGUAGCGAUUGCGAAGCAGGUUGGGAUUCACCCAAGUGGGGUGUGGGCGGGUAUGAGUCCCAAGGGUAAAGCGGCGAUGGUGUCUGAGCUUAUGGAGAAGGAUGGUGGUGGUGUUGCGAUGGUUGGCGAUGGUAUUAACGACUCUCCAGCCCUCGUCGCCGCCACGGUCGGUAUUGCCCUCUCCUCCGGCACCUCGGUAGCAAUCGAAGCUGCGGACAUCGUUCUCAUGCGCUCCGACCUCCUCGACGUCGUUGCGGCGCUGAACCUCUCACGCAAGAUCUUCUCCGUCAUCCGCAGAAACCUUAUCUGGGCUUGCAUUUACAACGUGCUCGGCAUCCCGCUCGCAAUGGGCGUCUUCCUUCCUCUUGGUCUGUACAUGCAUCCCAUGGUCGCAGGCGCUGCAAUGGCGUUCUCGUCCGUCAGCGUUGUCACGUCGUCGCUAACCCUCAAAUGGUGGCGCCGCCCUACGGACAGUAUCAUGCACAGCGAUGGAGGUGCAACGCUAGGCCAAGGCAUCGCGUUAGCACCUACGCCUGCUACCGGGGCGAGCUGGACAGGCAUGUUCCUAGAUAGUGCUGCGAGUGUGCUAGAUAGUGCGAGAGUCAGGGCGUUCGGCGGCCUCUUCAGUGCCGGCGAAGGUAGACGUGGGGAGGAGUAUGGUUAUAGCCAGCUGCCCGUUGAGAUGGACUCUAGAAGUCCAGUGUAA